GUACAGCUCGGGAACGCACAAGAGAACUGCGGAAGAAUUCGGUAAGAAACUUGGCGAAAUCGGCAGAUGCGAUAUGCCUCCGGGCUGAAUCUCUGGUGCUUACCGUCCACUGUCAUCGUUCACCGUACUUGGCAGCAUGAUCAGAGACUCCGAACAUGGACGCUCAUUUUGGCAAAGAAGUGUCCAAUACGGAACGUACGGUAUUCGGGCGCUGUAGCUCGCGACAACGCCAAUCUUACUGCGCUUGCUGAACACUGCCGUCGACUGCUGCACUUUGGCAGAGCACUUCGGAAAGCACGAACAGCCAUGUAAUUCACUGCAGUAUGGAUUCGGCCAACCUGGUGGGCAUGAUGGAUUUUCUGCCCGAAAACUCAGCAUCGUUUACCGUACUCAUCACGCACUAC
Zymoseptoria tritici IPO323 is the source of this 404-nucleotide messenger RNA. RefSeq lists its product as uncharacterized. Lineage: Eukaryota; Fungi; Ascomycota; Dothideomycetes; Mycosphaerellales; Mycosphaerellaceae. The record is from RefSeq and is a predicted model, not a curated record. The transcript has a single exon. The coding region runs from base 67 to 312 and encodes 81 amino acids.